AUGAUGGGUAGGCCUAGCCGGAAACGCCCGCGGGAGCUGGAAAGCAAGACAUGUGCAGCGCGGCUACAGGCUAGUAGUACACCGUCUUACCCCUUCGGCGCCUGCCCUAACAGCGAUCUUGCCUCUCUGGUAGUUGGCAGACAUGGUGGCAAAGUCAAACCUGCCAGUGGUGAUGGUGCCGACGAAAGCACAGCGCCAACGGCGGUGGUACAGGGCGUGUGGGGACGGGUGAGCGAAGCAGACAUCGCUGAUCUUCCGCCGGCGCUGAGCGUAGGGGUGAACGUCGAGAUCGAUGAAGGCGGGGUGGCAUGGCUGAUAAACACUUCUUCUCAAGGUCAUCCGUCUUCUGGUUGUAUGACCCAUGAUGGAAGCAUAGAAUGCGUGCCAGAGACCCAGGAAUGUUGUGACUCGACGCCCUUGCAACGCUUGGCAGCGGAAGCAACGCUAGCUCCCGAACCAAGGGUCCCCGCACGUCGCCACAGGGGCGGUGGGCUGCAGGCGGAGAGCGAAACCUCAUCAAACGUGCUAUUCGGCGCUCGUGAGGUAUGUCUGCACGAGCAGCUUUCGAGUGUGAAACGGGAUUUCGACGAGAUACCCGCAGCGGUGUUCAAGCGCGCGCGAAGCGCCUGCAACCCUGCGGAGGCUCUUGGUAGAGGUUCGUUCCUCAACCGCUCCGCCAUGAAGCUCGCCAACAUCGACGCCAUCGUCGGCGGACUACUAACGCUUCCAUGUGGGGGUUCCCAUGAGCAGGGCCUCGGAGAGGAAGGCAAACCGGCGGCGCUUGACAAAGGAUGCCACGUUGAACCGCAGCAACCCAAGACACCACACCCAAGUCUACCGGCAGCACCGCCAUUGCUGUUCGCCGAUUUGUGCGGAGGUCCCGGAGGUUUCUCGGAGUACUUGCUGCGAAGGCGGCGGAAGCUUGGUCUGCCCGCGCGGGGGUGGGGCAUUUCACUCCUACGGGUGGGCGAUAAGAGCGACAGAGGCAACAAUAAUGAUGACGAUGCAGUUCGGGUUCACGGUAGUCCGUCGACUAUGAAGGUGGGCGUCAACGAUGGCAAAGACCACUGCCGCAUCUCUGCGCUUCCAAAAGAUGAACAAAACGGGGACCCUAGCACGAGGAAAGGUGAUAGCAGCGUGCAAGAGGGUCCAUCGCGCGGGGGUGAAGAACAGAGUGAAUCUCGCCGAACCAAGAAAAAGGAGGUGGAGGACCCUUGUGCAUGGCGGUUGGACCACCUGAAACCCUGGUGCCGUGUGGCGGUUUCGACGGCAGGAACGGGAGAUGAAACGCCUCUCACACGUACCACGGUUUCAGGUGGAGACGACGGACAUAAGCAUGCAACAACUACCACGGCCGCAGGGCCCGCCUUGCUGGAGAUGAAUAUAGACUACGGCCCGAACGGAACGGGAGACUUGACCGACGUGGCCAACAUCCAAGGGUUCGUGGAAGCUAUCGUGGCGUCGACAGGGGGGCAAUACCUUGACUUGGUCGUGGCGGACGGUGGGUUCGGGGCGGCAAGGGAUGCCUUGCAGCAAGAGGGGUUGCUGUCGCCGCUCGUGCACGCUGAGGCUUUGACGGCACUGCUAUUGCUUCGGGAAGAGGGGUCGUUUGUUUGCAAGCUGUUCGAGUGCUGGACGGAAUCGACGGCUGCACUUCUGUACCUACUGCACCGCAAGUUCCGACGAAUCGCAAUCGUCAAGCCCAUCACAAGCCGUCCCGCCAGCGGUGAGCGCUACCUGGUCUGCAUGGGAUUUUUGCCACCUCUACCAUCGGCGGCAGGGUGCCCCUUCACAGAUGCACUCCGUGUCAAGGUGCAAACACUGCAAAUCAUUGAACGGCGCCUUUCUGAUCCCGUUGAUGAGCCGACUGUGAAGGACCCCGGGGAGCUGGAUUCUUCGGUUGAUGGCGCGAUCGCUGUUGGCGGCAGUCGUGAAGGCAACGAUGAUGCUGACGGCAACCGGUUGGGUGUGGCUGCUAUAGGCAUAGAGGCCGACAUGAAACAGGACGCGAGCUUCUUGGCGUACUUCAGGUUUGCAAACAACCGACUCGCGAACCUGCAGGUUGAGGCUUGCGCCCGAAUCAUCGGUAUAGCGUCCACCAAACGGGGGCGCGCGUGGGCUUUCCGAGACAGCAACAGUAGCAGAAACGCAAAUCACGCGGGCGGCGUCGAGCCUUGGGGCCGCUUUGCGGUGGGCCAAGCUCCCCAAGAACCUACCGGGACGGCGGCCACUGCUGGUGGACAUUCAAGGAAAGAUGGUACGCGUAGCGGGGGCGAUUGGGAAGUGGACGGCAGCGGCCGUCAAGACUAUCGUAUGACAGACGGCGUCUGCAGCAGUGCCGGCGCAGCAGGGGGAGAAGGGGAGGAGGCCGACGAUGGUGAUGCAGCAGCCGUGGAGUGUUUUAGGCGGGCGUGGGGCCUGGACGGGCUGUGACAUGGUUGCCAUCUCGACGAAGAAUCGGUAAAGAAGGCCUGGAACUUCCGUGUUGCAUGUUAGAAGGAAAGACUACAGAACUCGGAUGGCUUGUGUGCACUAAGGUUUUUGGUCACUUCGGCUAGUACAUGAAGCAAAAGGCGUGGAUUUCGCUAAAAUCCGCUCAUCAGAUCGGGAAGCAUUCAAGGUCAAGUCUACUUGACUGUUGGUUUUGGACAUGGCGAUUCGUGCUCAACCGUGUACAUGUCGUUCGGGCAGGGACGGGCCGGGGAGAGCUGAACCGCCUGUUUGUUCCUUGUCCCAAGAUUUUUCGACUUCCCACACUUCUCGCCUUCCGGCGUAAUUAUCGACCU
Molecule: messenger RNA, 2786 nt
Organism: Ectocarpus sp. CCAP 1310/34
Lineage: Eukaryota; Phaeophyceae; Ectocarpales; Ectocarpaceae
Source: the annotation of a GenBank genome assembly